AUAAUCUUCCAAAGACAAAACAGCAAAAAGCCUUAAUAAAUAAUGAGCUUUUAAACAAGAUAAAGACCGUAUUAUUAAAUCCACAAAAUACUUUGCUCUAUGAUAAAAACAUGCGAUGUUGGGUUAAAAAAAAAUUUAGAUUGGAGGAAAUUGUGUUAGGGGACUACAGAGUAGUUGUAAAAGCUACGAACAAUCCUGUAUUAAUAGUUGAAAAAUUUUAUAAGGUUUUAUGUCAAACCCAUGGUGAAAUAACGCAGCAUGGCGGUCAGAAACAAACGUGGAAGUCCAUUCAUGAAAAAUGGGGAUAUAUUAAGCAAGAAAUUGUGGAACAAUUUGUGAACAAUUGCACAGCAUGUGCAGUAAGGAAACCAGCAUUUCACUCUUUGGCAGCUAAACCGAUCAUUGCUAGGAAUUUUUUGUCCAGGAUGCAGAUGGAUCUUAUUGAUUUAUCUUAUAUUCCUGAUGGAGAGUUCAAGUAUGUGUGUCAUAUAAGAGACCAUUUUAGUAGGUUCUCGUGGACCAAGGCCAUUAUGUCCAAAAGACCAAUUGAAGUUCGUCGUGGUUGCAAUGAACAAUUCAUGGUGCAGAUCCCACAAGAAAACCCCUAUGAAUUGGUCUAUAGAAACAAGCCCCGUAGUGAUUGUACUCUGAUAAAUGAACUUUAUACAAAUAAUAUUUUCAACGAAGAAGAAAUAUCAGAUACAAUCGAGGUCUCCGAUGCUGAUUACGAAGCAAACCCGGAUAAUGAUUUUUUGCUUAACAACAUUGAUGAUUCAGAACAAUCACCUGAUAGUGUUGUUUGUUCAGUUCACCCAAUAAUAAUAUUGGUCGUUCUGUGUCUUCGCCCACAAGCCCUGUGUUUUCUCCCAGAAGUUUUGUGUCUUCGCCCAGAAGCCCUAUGCUAUUACAUGAUAAUGAUGGGACGACUACGACAAUUAUGCGCGGAGAAGGGGCGCAUAAUAAAUAUGUCUUUGCCUAAUAAUCGUGAUCUGGUGUCUUCGCCCAAUAACUAUGGUCAUGUGUCUUCGCCCAAUUACUGUGAUCAUGUAUCUUCGCCCAAUAAUUGUGAUUAUGUGUCUUCACCCAAAAACCCGGUGCUUUUGCAUGAUGAUAAUAGUAGUUAUACUAAGAAAAAAAUAUAUAAAAAUGCUUAUGGACGUGUGUUUGACAUUUUCAGUAACUGUAAUCUAGGUUUUUUGUCUGAUCUAAUGUCUUCGCCCAAUAAUCGUAAUCUGAUGUCUUCGCUCAAUAACCGUGGUUAUGUAUCUUCGCCUAAUAACUGUGAUCAUGUGUCUUCGCCCAAUAAUUGUGGUCAUGUGUCUUCACCCAAAAACCCGGUGCUUUUGCAUGAUGAUAAUGACGUGGUACUAAAGGGACGACUACGACAAUUAUGCGCAGGGAAAAGGCGCAUAAUAAAUAGUGAAUCAGUAUUAUUUUCUAACUAUAAUGUUUUGCCUUUGUUAAAUAAAUAUGGUUUAGUGUCUUCGCCCAAUAAUCGUGAUUCAGUGUCUUCGCCCAAUAACGGUAGUUUGGUGUCUUCUAAUAGUUGUGGUUUGGUGUCUUCGUCCAAUAACUAUGGUCAUGUGUCUUCACCCAAAAACCUGAUGUUUUUAUAUGAUAAUGAAAUGCUUAUGGAUGUGGUACUAAAAAGACGAUUACGACAAUUAUGCGCGGGGAAGGAGUGCAUAAUAAAUAUGUCUUCGUCCAAUAACUGUGGUUUGGUAUCUUCGCCCAAUAAUUGUGGUCUAGUGUCUUCAAGCAAUAGCUGUAAUGGUGCUCUUGUUGACAUAACAAAUAAUCUAAAUUCUGAACAGCAUGAAAUGUUACGAGAUGCAGCACGACGCAACCUUCAGCAGUAUACUGAUAAAAUGGCGCAACAAAUAUUAAAAAAAAGAAAGCUUAUUGAUUUUAAAGUUGGUGACUUCGUAAGAGUAAACAUUCCAAGGAUUGAUCGAUUUAGUAUUGAUUGUCCUACCUUACCUUGCAAGAUUUUGGAAAAAAUUGAAGACAACCGAUAUCGAUUGGGUUGUAAAUUCGGGAUUAUUAAUGUAUGUUACUCCUCAGGUGAGCUUGAAGCACUUGGAACUACCACUUAUGUUGAACUUAAUAAUAUACCAUCGAAACAAGUAUCUAUUCGUAAAGCGGCAAGACUCCAAAGUGUAGGAAUGGUGUCGAGUUCUAUUUGUAAUUGA
Ambispora leptoticha is the source of this 2192-nucleotide messenger RNA. Lineage: Eukaryota; Fungi; Glomeromycota; Glomeromycetes; Archaeosporales; Ambisporaceae. The record is from the annotation of a GenBank genome assembly.